AUGGGAAAUGCAUGUUGCCAUAACUAAGAGAUAUAUUAACAUUAAUUCUAGAAUAAUAAUUCAUAAAUCAUGACAACUAUCUUAAAAUAAAAUGAUAUUUGGGAUUCAUCUUAAAAUGAUGAUGAUGAUGAUAAUAUUUCUUCUAUUAAACAAUAUAUAACUCCCAGUGCUGCAUCAAAAGUUGAUUUAGAUUUCUCUUAAGAUACUAAUUAAUCAAAAAUGAAAUAAACUAUAUAAUUACAAAGUACUAGGAAAUCAGUCAAGAUAAGUUAUAAUAAUUUUGUAACCAUGAAACAAGGAGAAUGGAUUGAAUAAUAUACUAUACUUAAAAAUUAGGAUAAGGAAGUUAUGGAAGUGUUUGGUUAGGAUAACAUAAAAAAACAGGUAUUUUGA
This is a messenger RNA of Paramecium sonneborni, 393 nucleotides long. Lineage: Eukaryota; Ciliophora; Oligohymenophorea; Peniculida; Parameciidae. The record is from the annotation of a GenBank genome assembly.